AUGCCGAGGCUGAUCUCAGUCCACUUGCUAGGACUCUGUUUGCUACUGAGUCAACUCCCCGGAGAAAUUCAAGGCCAGAGGUGGGACACCGUUAUUAAGGCCUGCGGCCGGGAAUUGGUGCGCAUGCAGAUCAGAGUCUGUGGCAACUCGCUGUCCAUGUGGAGAGAGAUGCAAGCCAAAAGGCUUAGACGCGAAGCUGGACCACCCACAGAAUUCCUGCCAACUUCUUUGAAGAUAGAUGAGGAAACCUUAAAAAUGCUAACAGAAUUCGUCAAGUCACUGAAUACAUCAUCGUCUUUGAAUCAUGCAACAAUGACUAAGCUACAACAAACUUCAUUAGAAGAGGCUAAUAUUUUCUUUAAAGAAUUCCAGAAAAUGAUCUGUACUAGUGACAGCAGAGGAUUAGACAACACUGAAUUAAUCAACAUAGGCUGGGAUAAAAAAUCCCGAAAAAAGAGACAGGUAUCAACUUCACUGAGUAGUAAAUGUUGUUAUUCAGGAUGUACUUUAAGAGAUAUUGCUAGAUUUUGCUGA
Suncus etruscus (white-toothed pygmy shrew) is the source of this 534-nucleotide messenger RNA. RefSeq names its product relaxin 2 (gene RLN2). The record is from RefSeq and is a predicted model, not a curated record. Gene Ontology annotation, cellular component: extracellular region. The transcript is spliced from 2 exons. Lineage: Eukaryota; Metazoa; Chordata; Mammalia; Eulipotyphla; Soricidae. Gene Ontology annotation, molecular function: hormone activity. Bases 1 to 534 code for a protein of 177 amino acids.